AUGAGGUCUGUACCCGUCACAUGUACUAAGACACCAAUGACACUAGGUAGUAAUAAAGAAGAAAAGGAAGACAUAUUAAAGGACUACCUUUCCUCACCUUUCAAUCCAGGCUCUAGUCCACAAGUGGUACAGAUAAAAUCCUCAAAUUUUGAAAAUUUCAUAGACGUGCAAAAGAAGAAUGACAGCACAUCAGCAACUCAUUACCAGCCAUUACAUUCCAAUGUAAAAUGGAGCGAAGAUCAAAUGGCUGUUAUUAAUCAAAUUUCCCAUCAGAUUCAUGAGAUUAAAUCCAUGACACCACAAAUUUCAAAAACAAUGAUUGUGCAGGGGAGAGCAGGAACAGGAAAAAGUAUGAUCAUCAAAUGUUUAACCAGUUUAUCACAUGAGCAUCUUGGCAGCAACUCUUACAUUCUUGCAGCGUCAACUGGUGUAUCAGCUGUUCUAAUAGAUGGAAAAACAAUGCAUUCUGUAUUCCAACUGCCAACAAAAAGUCAAGAUUACAGUCCUCUCACAGGAGACAGAGCAAAAACCCUAUCAGACACAUUGGAAAACGUGAAGUUUGUCAUACUUGAUGAAUACUCCAUGAUAGGAUGGAAGACUCUUGCGAUGAUCAGUAGAAGAUGCAAAGAAGCAACAAGAAUUACUGAUGAAGACUUUGGAGGUUUAAAUGUUGUACUACUAGGCGAUAUCAAUCAGUUGCCACCUGUAAAAGACAAUCCAUUAUAUGCCAGAAUGUGUAGAACAAAUUUAGCAUUGGAGGGAAAAUCAAUUAUUAAAAAUUUUCACAAAAAAUUUCUACUUACAUCAUGCCAUCGACAUAAUGAUGAACGUUUCUUGAAAAUGCUGAACAACCUUAGUGAAUAUAAUGUCACCAAUGAUGACUUUCACUUAAUACGUUCACGUUUCAGUACAGCAGUUUCCACUCAAGAUCAGGAGCAAUUCACCAUCCCCAACGCCCUUCAUCUUUUUUCAAGCAAAGAAGAUGUGAAAACUUAUAAUAUGAAAAAACUACCCCAAUUGAUUGAUGAAGAAACUGGCGAUUAUGCACCUAUUAUAAAAAUAACGGCAAAAGACAACUGUUCAAAUGCACAACAGAUACAAGAAGCUGAAGGAUUACAAAGAGAUUUAUACGUGGCUAAAAAUUGUAACAUUACGUUAAAAACCAAUCUAUGGGUUGAUAAAAAAUUGGUGAAUGGAACUCAGGGAAAAAUUAUUGACAUACUGUACAACAGAGAAGAUUUCCCUGCUGUAAUUCUAUGUGAAUUUCCAAAUUACACAGGACCAUCAAUCAUACCUACCAAAAUUGUGCCAAUAAAACCAAUGCUGAAUUCAUGGACAGAUUCAAAUGAGAAAAAAUGCACUAGAUAUCAAUUUCCGUUAUGUUUGUGCUAUGCAUGCACAAUUCACAAAUCCCAAGGAAUAACAAUUGAUAAGGCUGUGAUUGACGUAGGUGAAAAGGAUUUUGCACUAGGCCUAACGUAUGUAGCAUUUUCUAGAGUAAGAAAUUUUACUGACCUCAUUAUUUAUCCAUUUUUACCAAAAAGAUUGUUGAAACAAAGUCAUUCAAUAAAUGAAACUUUGUUCUACUAUGAUGAUAUAUUCAAAGAUAGGCCAUAUAAAGUGCAGUCACAGGGCCACUUAGAAUGCUACCGAUCCAUCGCCGCCUAA
Molecule: messenger RNA, 1668 nt
Organism: Frankliniella occidentalis (western flower thrips)
Lineage: Eukaryota; Metazoa; Arthropoda; Insecta; Thysanoptera; Thripidae
Product: ATP-dependent DNA helicase PIF1-like
Exons: 5
Coding region: 1-1668 (555 amino acids)
Biological process (GO): DNA repair; telomere maintenance
Molecular function (GO): DNA helicase activity
Source: RefSeq, a predicted model, not a curated record